UCGGAUUGGCGGGGUUUAGUCUUAAUAGAAUCUCAGCGAGAGCACGUCAUGGAUUUCGACCAGAUCUUGGAGAAGUGCGGCAAUGCGGGUCGCUAUCAGUACCUCAUGAUACUGCUGCUCGGCUACAUAGCCUUCACGACCACCGUGCACUAUUACUCGCAGAACAUCAUUGGGUUUGUGCCACAACACUGGUGUCAUCAUGCGGCACUCGAGAAUCGCAGUUUCGAGGAGAUUGCCGCCAUAUAUGCCCCAUUUGGCAAGGAGGCCUCCUGCACGCGACUGGACAAGAUUGAGGGCAACGUGGUUACGGUGAGUAAUGAGACCUGCCAGCGUUGGAUAUACAACUAUGACUUUGGAUUCAGGAGCAUGAAUGCAGAGCUGAACUGGGUGUGUAAUGAUGCCUACAAGGCGAGGAUCGGACAAUCUCUAUUCUUCCUGGGCUCCCUGGUGGGCACCUUCACCUUCGGCGUCCUGGGCGACCGGAUUGGCAGAGUGAGAGCCGUGAUCCUGGCCAAUCAGUGUGGAUUUGUGGGCGACUUUCUCACCACCUACGCCUCCAACUUGGUGCAGUUCGCCAUCUUUCGGUGCAUUUCUGGGCUCGCCGCCACAGCAAAUUAUUAUCUGAUGUUUAUUCUGGUUCUGGAGUACUUGGCGCCCAAACUGAGGAAUAUGGCCAUUAGUGGCACCCUGGGCAUUUGCUUUUGUCUGGGAGCUCUGGUGGCUCCCUGGCUUUCUGUGCUGGCUGGCAACUGGCGGAUCUACCUGACCUGCUCGGCUCUGCUGCAGUUGGUGGUGGCCCUGUUCUACUUUGUGGUGCAGGAGAGCGCUCAGUGGCUAAUCACACGGACCAAUGUGGAGGGGGCCAUUGCCAGGCUGAAGCACAUUGCCCACUUCAAUGGCAUGGAGGUGAAGGCAGCUGACUUUGAAGCCUUUAGGAGGAACUGCAUCGUCAAGAGGAAGCUUUCCAACCAACCGGAACAAACGGCGGGAAUUUUCGAUUUAUUGCGGACUCCGAAUCUGCGGAAGAUAUCGCUGCUGGUGGUUUUCACUUUCAUGCUUACUUCGCUGAGCUUCAAUACCAUCUCUAGAAACGUGGAGGGCCUGGGCCUUUCACCCUUUGUGGUCUUCUCGCUGUUUGCGGUGGUCGUUCCGCCCUCCGGAUUUAUCCAGGGACUCCUGCAGAGCCGGGUUGGCCGCAAAGCCACUGCCUUUCUGGCCAUGCUCUGCACCGGACUCCUUUCCUGCGCUUUGGGCGUGGCCCUCUCCACGGAGGGCGCACAACAGAACGUGACCUUGCUGCUGGCCUUCGCCCUGCCCAUGCGGCUGGGCAUCUCCAUGUGCUACACGGUCACCUCGCAGUUCGCCUCCGAGCUGCUGCCCACUUGUGUGCGCUCGCGCGGAAUCGCUGCAGUGCAUCUGGCUGCGGCGGGCGCCUCCUUCGUGUCCCCCUACCUGAUUCAUCUGGGCACUAAGCUGGCGGCUGCUCCGUCCCUCAUCCUGGCGCUGCUUCUGCUCACCGCAUCCGGAUGCACUCUCAUGCUGCCGGAAACGAACAAUAGACAAUUGCCCAUCACAUUGGCUGAUGGAGAGGCGUUUGGGAAGGGCGAGUCCAUGCUGUCAUUUGACUGUUGGCGUCGCCACGAUGACGAUGUGUCCAAAGAAACCAUCGAGGAAGUGAGGCUGCACCAGCUCAAGGGACAAGGAAAAUCCGAAACGGAUGCGGAAGUGUAGAGUGUAGAGUGAAGCCCAAUCAAAGUAUUUCCCCACAGACUUUAAUAGCCAGCCCCAAAGGGUAUUAGCCAAAGAAGUGGACACGGUAGUUGCGAAAAUUGUCAGUAGAUGUGAAGUUUGCUUUAUUUUAUUGAUUCACUGCUGUUCACAAUUUAUACCACUAGUUUAACUUAGCAACUUGUAUUGAGCCAAUUUCUUGAGUUCAUCAGCUUGCUGGAAUCGUGUGUGUCGGUAUUGUUGCCUUUGUAUUAAGUACUUACUUGUAAGUAAAGGGGUCAUAAGUAUCUUGUAUUUUGUAAAUGGUUAUGUAAACUCUUGUAAUUUGUAACGCUUAAAUGCCAUAAACAUAACGGCUACAAUUUGAUCGCUUCAACCUGCCCCGAUUGCCAUGGAAAAUCUUACAAACUCUACUCUACUAUAGCGCAUUGCAAAACUGACCGAUCAAAGGUCCGUUCCCUUAAAUCUAUGUGUAAAGUCCAACGCAGACGUGGCGAGAAGUGAUUUAGGGCCCCUGUCGCAGGUUGCCAGAUAAUAACAUUCGAAACUAGAACGGUUCUCUACCAACUCAUUAGCUUAUUUAGCAAAGAAAUAACUAGACUAACAGUUUCACCUCAACUGAGCCUAUAGAGUUCAAUGUAAAAUCAUAUACGCGGGCUCAAAAUAUUGUUCUCAGGGCAGUACAGGGAUAUGGAUAUACAUACAAUCAGUGGAUUUUUGCUCUUAGGAAGGCAACCGCAGCGUUUUUCAUACACUCUGCUUUAGCUAUGUAUAUUUGUGUAUCUUAUGUGUGUAUUUGCUAAAAAAGUUUUCUACAUUAACGCAACUUG
Messenger RNA from Drosophila teissieri, 2558 nucleotides. RefSeq names its product organic cation transporter protein. The transcript has 5 exons. Gene Ontology annotation, biological process: transmembrane transport. Bases 49 to 1731 code for a protein of 560 amino acids. NCBI's taxonomy places the organism in Eukaryota, Metazoa, Arthropoda, Insecta, Diptera, Drosophilidae. Gene Ontology annotation, molecular function: transmembrane transporter activity. The record is from RefSeq and is a predicted model, not a curated record.